UAAUGAGAGUUCCGAUUAAGGGUAUCGUUCACUGGCCAUACUGAACACACAAGUCGUCAAACUGACUGUUUCAAGGUCUUGUUGCGUUUCCCGACGAGAAGGUUCUCGAUGAAGUAGCAACGAUGCGAUACGUCGCCGCGAACACCACUAUCCCGGUUCCUCGGGUCGUCCAUUACGGAACCGCUGCGGAAAACCCGACUGGACUUGGACCGUUCAUCAUUAUGGACUACAUUGAGCACCACCGGAACAUGUCCAGAGCGCUGCUGGAUCCGAGACGUCCGAUUGACGAGCGCCCUGUCUUGGAUCCCGGGAUCGGACAAGAGAAACUGGAGUUUCUGUAUAGCCAGAUCGCCAACAUCCUAUUACAGCUGUCCUCGCUGAAUUUCCCCCGCAUCGGCUCUCUUGCCCAAGAACACGAGGGCGAUUCGAUAACCGUUGGGAGGAGGCCCUUCGCGACGAAUAUGAAUGAGCUGAUUAUCCACACGAACAUGCCAACGCGUGUGUUCCCGUCUCAGACCUAUGGUACGGCGGAAGAAUGGUACGGCGCCCUUGUAGAUAUGCACAUGGCCCAGCUCGCGCUCCAGCACAACGACACGACGGAAAAUGACGACGAUGUCCGCGAUAAAUACGUUGCGCGCAAGCUGUUCCGGAGGCUCGUCGAUGCGAAUAAUCUCUGGCCGGAUCAGGGACCGUCCGCCCGCUCUUUCAAGCUGUUCUUCCAGGGCCUAAGGCCGGCCGACGUCCUCCUAGACGAGGAUCUCCGAGUCGUCGGUGUCAUAGACUGGGAGUUUGCCUACGCGGCGCCGGCCGAGUUUACCUUCGACCCGCCCUGGUGGCUGCUCCUGCUCGAGCCAGAAUACUGGCCUGGCGGGUACAGUGAGUGGAUGAAGGUUUACGAGCCCCGGUUUCACACAUUUCUCCGCAUGCUAGAAGCCGAAGAGAAGAAGAUGGCAGCAGGGACGAGCGGUGUUGCAUCGCUUCCCGACAAUGACGGUGGCGCGCCCGCUCCGCUGCUUUCCCAGAGCAUGAGAAAGAGCUGGGAAGAGCGGACCUGGAUGGUCAAUUACGCGGUAAGAAGCAGCUGGGCGUUCGACUUCAUCUGGUGGAAGUUCCUGGAUGAGCGGUACUUCGGGCCAAACGAGGACCAAGACCACCGCGCUAGGCUACAUCUACUUUCGGAGCCACAGAAGGCGGCAAUGAGUGACCUGGUCGCAGCCAAGGCAGAUGAGCGUUUGCGUAGGAUGGUUUUCGAAUGGGAUGAAGCUUUGGCGGUUGAUCGUCUUAAUAGACUGCUGGCUUAGUGACCGUGUAGGAGUUAUCAGUUCUGCUUCCUUAUUCGAGGGGGGAGUAUGAACGCUGAAGCCUAGGCACGCUGCCCGUAAAGGCAGUUGGCCAAGGCCCGGAUUGAGACAAGCACAUACGAGGGCAAAACACCUACGGUAGCGCUGGCCGUUCCGCUAGGACGUAUAAAUACUCUGAACGUUGAUCUUUUCAAACCGUUGGACUCAUUUCUUAGGCUUGUUGUCAAAAAUUAUUGGUUCACUCUCUCCAUUUUAAUGCCAAUCUACCAAUUGUCCCAUAUCAGGUCCAGCGUUCUCCUUGACCUUCGGCGCAAGAGAUAUCACAUUGUUUUCCUAAGCUUGUAGACGACGGCACGGAAUUAGACAGUUGGUUCGGAAGAAGCUACGGAAACGGGGUAUUAU
Durotheca rogersii is the source of this 1703-nucleotide messenger RNA. RefSeq names its product phosphotransferase family protein. Bases 123 to 1301 code for a protein of 392 amino acids. The record is from RefSeq and is a predicted model, not a curated record. NCBI's taxonomy places the organism in Eukaryota, Fungi, Ascomycota, Sordariomycetes, Xylariales, Xylariaceae. The transcript has a single exon.